AUGGCGAACCUUGCAGCAGAGACAGGAGAAUCACCACAGGAGUUAUUGGCGGAAUGGAUUAGUACCAGCACAAAUAUGCUUUCUACCUCCAACACCCCCGAAAGUAGUGUGAACACAAGUAUCAGCCUCUCUGUGGACAGUAACUUCGUCAAGCAGGACCCCGAUGCCCAUACAUUGUUGGCAAUUCUCUCAAUGCUACCUGCGGGAACACCGAAGGAUAAUCUAAAGUGGUGGGCACCUACACUCAAGUCGAAGUUAGGUGCGAUAUCAACAUUGUCGAAAGCCGCGCUCCUGAUGAGCAGUCAGAAAGAAGGAACAUCUGCGAGGCUCUUCAUGCUUCCGGUCGUGCAAUCGUACAUGCAUAGAACCAAUCGAGUUUCCGACGACAUUCGCGACAGCAGGUGCGACAUGCGUGUUGCGAGUUAA
Molecule: messenger RNA, 426 nt
Organism: Cyclocybe aegerita
Lineage: Eukaryota; Fungi; Basidiomycota; Agaricomycetes; Agaricales; Hemipholiotaceae
Source: the annotation of a GenBank genome assembly